AUGGCAUUUAUAUUGAAAGUUGCUGUUCUGGAUCUGAUUCUAACAUUAAUCCUUCUAAUUGUCGUUAUUUGUCAUCGAUCACACAUUAUCCCUGCACGCCGCCGCUACAAAAUUAAAAUGGGUAUUCUCAAGCACCGAAGAAAGCGUAAACUACAUGAUCGUGCACGUCGACGUCUCAGAAAACUUAAUGUGUUGCGUCGAAGACGUAAGAAAGCUCAAGAAGAAGGAGAAGCUAAACGCCAAGCAGCUCUUAUAGCAGCGGCAGUUGGUGCACUUGGUGUAGCUCAACAAGGUCAUCAGACAUCGUUGGCUGCUCGUGCAGACAAGAAGUCAACGUCGUCAUCGAGCAGUGAACUAGUCACUGCCGAAGGUGAACAUGGAGGUGUAUUGCACCAAACACCAAAAACUUAA
Molecule: messenger RNA, 411 nt
Organism: Thelazia callipaeda (thelaziosis nematode)
Lineage: Eukaryota; Metazoa; Nematoda; Chromadorea; Rhabditida; Thelaziidae
Source: the annotation of a GenBank genome assembly